AUGCGAGACGUUCCAGCGGCUACUACUAUACCUUUGGCAGGGACCGCAGACGCAAGCCGAAGCAUAGACCAGCCUGAUGCUGACGUCCUCGUGUAUGUUGCUGUGUACGAACGGUUUAGUGUGCGCAAUAAGAGACUGAUGACUGCGACGUUUGCCUACUGCGGCUUGCUUGCUAAUCUUUCUACUACCAGCAUCCUGGCUGCAGUCCCUGAAGUUGUGGACACAUUCGAAUCUACUCCUAAUGUAAUCAACAUCAGCAAUUCAAUCUAUCUCCUGUUCAUGGGAAUAUCGUCGUUACUAUGGGGUCCAUGGGCUGACGCACUUGGUAGGCGGCCGGUCUACCUUGUAAGCACGUCUAUGUUCACCCUCGCUUCUCUCGGAACUGCACUCUCGCCUUCGCUACCGAUGUUCUUUGUAUUCCGAGCUGUAACUGCAUGGCAAGGGACAGCCUUCCUGAUACUUGGGUCCAGUUGUAUAUCCGACAUAUACCAUCCGACUGAGCGAGGCACUUCUCUUGGGUGGUUUCUGAGCGGAACCAUGGUCGGUCCUGCGCUGGGACCGGUUAUCGGCGGCAUUAUCGUGACGUAUGCUUCCUGGAGGGCCAUAUUCUGGAUGCAGACGGCUCUUGGAGCAUUGGCGACGAUUCAGGUCAUACUUGUACUUGAGGAGACUCUUCAAUCAGCCAACUCGCUUGUCUCCAAAGACCUGGGUCUUAUCAAAUCUAUACGAUUUGUUGGCAAAGCGUCUAAUCCGGUUCGAGUUUUGAAGCUCUUCACCAAACAGAAUCUCGUCUCAGUGGCGUUCGCCUCGUCCUCAAUGGGAUGGAAUAUGUAUGUGCUACUGACACCCCUCCGCCUGAUACUGAACCCGCGACUACACCUGACGACUCCCUUGCAAUCUGGUCUUCUUUACAUCGCUCCUGGCGCGGGCUAUCUCAUCGGCACCCUGGCUGGAGGCAGAUGGGCCGACUAUUUCGUCAAACGAUGGAUCGAGAAGCGCGGUUCUCGGCUACCAGAGGAUCGACUCCGGGGCAGUCUGCCGCUUCUCGGGGUUGUCCUGCCGGGCCUGAUGGUUCUGUACGGAUGGACCCUCGACAGGCGCGUUGGAGGCAUACCGUUGCCGGUCAUCACCAUGUUCUUCCAAGGCGUCGCGCAAACGAUGACUUUUCCGAGCUUGAACACGUAUAUUCUCGAUGCGUUCCAAGACAAGUGCGCUGAAGCAUCGGCUACCCACUAUCUCAUGCGUUAUUCGAUCUCGAGUCUUGCUACGGCUGUUUGUCUCCCGCUGAUCCAGGUCAUUGGCAUUGGGUGGACGUCUACCCUUUCGGCAGCAAUCUUUCUCGUUAGCACUGUGCUUGUUCAGUUCACAAUACAAGUAGGGCAAACAUAG
This is a messenger RNA of Boeremia exigua, 1389 nucleotides long. RefSeq names its product major facilitator superfamily domain-containing protein. Bases 1 to 1389 code for a protein of 462 amino acids. Gene Ontology annotation, molecular function: transmembrane transporter activity. Lineage: Eukaryota; Fungi; Ascomycota; Dothideomycetes; Pleosporales; Didymellaceae. The transcript is spliced from 5 exons. The record is from RefSeq and is a predicted model, not a curated record. Gene Ontology annotation, biological process: transmembrane transport.